GGGAAGCUCAAAGUGUGGGGAGUUGUCUUCUGCUGCAUGGCGUCCAGAGCUAUGCACACUGACCUUGUCAGUGACCAGUCAGCUGAAGGCUUCCUGUUGGCUUACCAACGAUUCACAGCAUUGAGAGGACAUCCGAGGAAACUGUGGUCAGAUCCUGGAAAAAACUUUGUCGGAGCCAGACCUAGCCUCAAGGAGCUCUACAUGUAUUUGGACGGGCUGGAAAAGUCAAAGCUUGAAAAUGAAGCCUCCAAACAUGGUACAGAGUGGAGCUGGAAAAUCCAUCCAGCAGAUUCGCCUCACUGGAACAGAGCUGCUGAAGCUGCUGUCCACACCGUGAAGCGGGCUUUGCACAAUCUAGGAGGAAAUGGAGUCUUCACAUGGGGUGAGUUUCAAACCUUCCUUUAUAUGGCUUCCAACCUCGCCAAUGAAAGACCUAUUGAUGCCAGGACUCAGAGUCGGGAGGACUGUGUAGAGUACAUCAGCCCAAAUUCACUUCUACUUGGAAGAGCUGGACCCAGUGGAGACCCAGGGACCUUUAACUUUGAAGGCUACAGCUACAAGAGAUUAAGAGCUAUCCAAACAGAAGUUGACCGGUUCUGGAGGAAAUGGAGCCAGUUGGCAGGACAAACCUCUUUGUCAGGACCAAGUGGCACACAGCACACAGGAACGUGGCCAUGGGGGAUGUUGUCUGGCUUGCUGACCAAAACACUCUGCGAGGUCAGUUCAGGCUUGCCAGAGUCGUUGAUGUCAAUGCUGACAAAAACGGAAUUGUAAGGGAUGUGCAUGUCAGAACCUUUCCCAGCUACCCAGUCUCAACUGUGAAGCCCACUCAAAAGUUGAGAAAGCCAUCAACCAAAAAACCUGCAACAGUUCUUCACAGAGAUGUCAGACGGAUAGUCGUCCUGCUUCCAGUUGAAGAGCAGCGACAAGGGAACAACUGAAUCCAAUGCAUCACAGAGCUGGUGUGACCUCCUUGGGUUGAACAACCAGGAGGUCAAGUGAGAGGUGUUAUGUCAAAACCUGGUUCACUCAGCAAAGAGCCACAAUCCCACAUACCAACAGAUCCCUGACACUCCAAACCUGCAGGGGGCAACCACAUCAGUGGUGGAGCCCCAGGUAACAGGAAGGAAGUGCCUGAGGAAUACAGGAAGCAUGGUGUUAAAAUGUUUGUAGUUGGUUCAGUCAGUCUGCUUUCCCCUGGAGACACCUCACAGUCACAGCUCCUGAUGAACGAUUGAAGACACCACUGGUUAUUAACCUAUUCUGUAACAUCCCGUUCAUCCCAUUCUGCCCCAAAAAUAAAAAACUGAAGAGUGAACAGAAUUGAGUUGUCCAUCGUCGUACUUCAACAGUUGAUCAGCCGUUUCUCAAGUUUGGGCAGAGCUGUGGCCAACAAACACACACUAAACAACACAUAACUUGACAAGCAGUUUCCUCUUCAGCUCCGCUUCUGAAAACGCAGUCAUGAGGAAUCUUUGGUCCAGGUGUGGUGUUUUUGGGUCAGUGACUGCAGCCUUUGGCUCGGUGCUGUGGUCACAAAAAUCCACCUCCACUGACACAAAUUCCAGUUCUUACAAACUGAAACUGGUCCAAGUCCUGUUCCGACAUGGUGCUCGAACCCCGUUAAAGUCAAUACCUGAUGUGAUAGAGGCCCAGUGGGUGCCGACGCUCUUGGAGCCUCCAACACACACGAACAUCAACUAUGUAGUGACAGACCUUCAUGGUGGCCCCAGGCCCCCAGCUCCUAUAGAAGACAGCUAUCGGGCAAACACACUGACGGGUGGCACAUUUCCUGGUCAGCUAACCACACUGGGAAUGCAGCAGUUGUAUGAGCUGGGCAAGAGGCUAAGGACAAAAUACAUUGAGGAGAUUCCCUUCCUCAGCUCCACUUUUAUCCCAGCUGAGGUCUAUGUGCGCUCCACUAACAUUGUGAGGACCAUUGAAUCUGCCAAGUGUCUGGUAGCAGGGCUAUUUAAGCAAAAACAAAAAGGAAUUGUUCAUAUAGAGACAACAGAUGCAGAAAAUGAAAUUCUGUAUCCAAACUAUCACGGAUGCCAGCUGCUCAAGAUCCUUGGCAGACACCGCUGGGCAGAGUCGUCCACUCUGCCAGACAUUGCAGCAGACCUGCAAAGCAUCCAGGAUGCACUGGGCAUCCCUGCUCACCAGUCUAUCAACUUCAUCCUCAUUAGGGACGACAUCGUUGCCAGAGAGGCCCAUGAUCUGCCCUGCCCACCAGAGCUGGACACAUGGAGGAAGACAGUGGAAGAGAGAGCUGUCGAUACAAUAUGUUAUGUCUAUGAACCCAGCAAGAGCGAGAACUUGCAGCUGUGUGUGGGACCACUGCUGCACAUGAUGUCAACCAACAUGGAGGAGAAACUACAGGGCAACUCAUCGGAGACAAACAGAAAGCUGUUCUUGUAUUCUGCACACGACGAAACUUUGGUUCCCUUUCUGAUGGCUCUGGGGAUUUUUGACAUGAAAUUGCCUCCGUACGCUGCUGAUAUCACCCUGGAGCUGCAUCAGCACAGAAAGACCAAUGAGGCCUUUGUUAAAGUGUCAUACAAUGACCAGGAUCAACUUAUUCCAGGUUGUAGUGGAGUCUACUGCCCCCUGCAGGAGUUCAAAAAGGCUGUUUCAGCAUACUCGCUGAGUUUAGAAGACCACCAGUCCCUUUGUAACAGCACUGAGGGCUUAACCAAGCCCUGAACCCUCAACAGACCUUUACCAGUGACAUUUAACACUGAUACUUGCUUCAUGUUCAUUUAACAUCUUCAGUUUUCACAGCAUCCAGCCUCCAUUUAGUUUUACCUCACUGUCCGACUACAAUGGACAAGUUAUACUGUAGCCAUUUUCAGAGAUCAUGUAGUUAAAAUCAAAGUCUACCUCUCCAUAUGAACACUGUAAUAAAGUUUAUAGCCUAGAGGAAAUGUAACACAAAACACUGGUGAAGCACAACAGCACGAUGCAUAGAUCAUGCAGGAACAGAUGCACUGAUGAACUUGCAGCAGAGUAUCCUUUUGUGAUUUGGUCUAUGUCGAGAUAAAUGUGGCUGUAAAAUAUUGGCAUGUGUAAAUCAGUCAAGUUAUUGAUCACAAAAACAUAAGACAUGAAUUUCAUUGCCACCCCCAUUAGAUGGCAAAUAGAUGAUUUAGAUGAAGUUCUUUCCUAUAAUGGCUGGACUUGAACAGGUUUUACUAAUGGUUCUUGAACAUGGUUGUAUCCAGUUUUUCCUGUAAUAAAGAAAAUGUCACCCAUUGAAAA
Messenger RNA from Solea solea (common sole), 3261 nucleotides. Its product is annotated as lysophosphatidic acid phosphatase type 6-like. Lineage: Eukaryota; Metazoa; Chordata; Actinopteri; Pleuronectiformes; Soleidae. The transcript has 12 exons. The coding region runs from base 1465 to 2706 and encodes 413 amino acids. The record is from RefSeq and is a predicted model, not a curated record. Gene Ontology annotation, molecular function: phosphatase activity. Gene Ontology annotation, biological process: dephosphorylation.